CGAGCCAGCACGAUGGUUGCAGCGGUGCAAUUAUUGGUGUCCCUUAGUACUCUUACUAUUAUAGUGAACUCGAGCGGGCCCGAGUGUGGCGCUCGAAAUCAAUUUCGUGAAUAUUGUUUCUCAUUUGAAUACUGCACUAACUUCACGUGCCAAAGUGAAAAGUGCGGGCGUUUUCCACGUAACAGUGUAUCGCUGAAUAUACAACAAACGAAAAUUAUACCCCAGUGUGCUAUUAUGCACUCAACUACCUUGAAACGUAUAAGUGGCAUCGGCAGUAACAUACAGGUUUUGACUUCUGGUUCAUUCGCAUAUUUACCCAAUUUAGAAAGUAUUAUUUUGCCGUUUAAUCAAAUAUGCGAGCUGCAUCAUGGAAUUUUUUAUAAUGUUAACGCAUCUUUGCUGGAUCUGAGCUGGAACAAAAUUAUUUACAUUCCGGAAGGGGCUUUUAAUGGAAUAAAUGGACUGACACAUUUAAAUUUGAGCAGAAACGAACUGACGACUAUACCAUCGGAAUAUUUACCUAGAAGCUUAGUAAAAUUAAAUUUGUCGUACAACUUCCUAGAAUGGAUAGCUUUGAAUGGCGCUAAACAACCUGACUUAACAUCCGUGGAUCUCAGCUACAAUAAUUUAGAGAAUGUUGCUCUGUCUUUUGAUAAUACCCUCGAAGAAUUAGAUCUAACACGUAAUAAUUUGAAGGACAUUGAUUUCUAUGACAUAAACAAUUGUGAAAAUUUAAGAAUACCGUCCAAUUCGUUUUCAGUCAUUCCACGAUUCUUGAAAUAUUCGAGAAUCCGACGUGUAGCUAUACAUCCCAAUCCAUGGAAAUGUGAUGAGCUCAAACGACUAUGGGAACAUUUACAGAACAACAAUAUCGAGGAAGAACAAUUCACUGACGAUUCUCAGCCUCUGUGUUCCAUUAAUUCAUUAACAUUUUUAAUCCUAUCCAAACGCAUCGACUUAGAGUGUGAAAAUGAUAACCACUGUGCCAAAAACCUGUUGUGCAGGGCCCAUAAAUGUUGGGAUCCUUGUAACAGCGCAUGUGACAGCACAAAUGUUUGCAGCGUUGAAAAUCAUAGAAUUGCCUGUCUGUGUCCGGAAACGAAAAAGAAAAAUCCAUAUAAACUUUUCUCGCCAUGUUACGACGUUGAAUGCUUUACAGAUAGCCACUGCUCCAUUGGAAAAAUCUGCAGUUUUAAUAAAACUUGUCUGCCAAUAAUGCAUAUUUUAAAUCAAGUACCAUCUGUUAUAUAUCAUGCAAUUGGUGAUCCUGCUAUAUAUCAAGAAAAUGCUGUUCCUACUACUACUACUCCUACUACUACUACUUUUUCUUAUGAUAAUACAAAACCUGUUGUUAGCAAUGUGCCUUGGUGGUUUGAAGUUAUACCAAAGCUGACACCUUCCCACAAGAUUUCUCAGACUUAAAGGGCUUUUUAAUUUAGCAUUAAUAUUAUAAUUGACUUAUGCGAGCUUUCAUCUUAAGUUAUACAUGCAUGAAAAGAUGUAACUUUUUCUGAUUUACGUGUAUCACUUCGUACCAUUUAAAAUGUAUGAAAUACUAUUGAUAGCAAAUAAAUACUUCAUCUAAGGGAAAAUACAUAAAAAUGUUAAA
Molecule: messenger RNA, 1609 nt
Organism: Anoplophora glabripennis (Asian longhorned beetle)
Lineage: Eukaryota; Metazoa; Arthropoda; Insecta; Coleoptera; Cerambycidae
Exons: 2
Coding region: 13-1422 (469 amino acids)
Cellular component (GO): plasma membrane
Molecular function (GO): protein binding
Source: RefSeq, a predicted model, not a curated record